Molecule: messenger RNA, 921 nt
Organism: Stereum hirsutum FP-91666 SS1
Lineage: Eukaryota; Fungi; Basidiomycota; Agaricomycetes; Russulales; Stereaceae
Exons: 6
Coding region: 1-921 (306 amino acids)
Source: RefSeq, a predicted model, not a curated record
AUGUACACAGCUAGUAAGAUCAGGGAUGUCUAUGCAUUUCUGGCGCAGAAUUACGAGGAGGGCGAUGAGAUCUUUAUGUUCGGGGGUGCAUACAUUCUGAGAAAGACAUUGGAACUGAUCGACAAGAUCGGAUUACUAGAGACGGAGAAUCUUGGUGUAUUCUUCAGUAUCUGGGGCGCGCUUCAUACGGGAAAAAUCCAUCCUGUACCUGUCGGCACCAGGAAGCCAAGGAUCAGAUGUGUUGGCUUUUGGGAUACAGCUGGAGCAGCAUAUAACCAGAUAGAGGCACUGCGCAUAAAGGAUACAGACCUCCCAUCCAACAUCGACGUCGCUCUUCAUGCGGUGUCUCUUCAAGAAAAUCGGAGGGAGUUUAGGCCCACGCUGUGGACGACUCCGGAGAACGGACUUGGUGCGAACCAGGUUCUAAAGGAGGUAUGGUUUCCUGGAGCACAUAGCGACGUGGGGGGCUCUUAUGAGCGCCAUGAACUCGCCGAUAUUGCCUUGUUCUGGAUGGUGGGAGAGAUCAUCGACCACGAUCUCUUCGAGGUCAACACAGGCGUUAUCAUCAGGAGCAGCCAGCCUCAUCCCGAGCCUUGGGGAGCGCCCCAGCCGCACAAUGCAUACAUCGAAUCCUCUUGGAUGGCGAGGCGAAUGAUCCAUGCUGAACAGCGCCUAGAAAGCGGAGACAUCACUCCAGACACCAACUUCCAUGAAAGCUGGAAGUUUGCACCGGAUACGUUGACCCUCGACUAUAAGAUGAUCUCUGCGAAUAUUGUACAGGACGCAUUUACGAGCGAUUGGAGUCCGAAGUACUGCACUCUCAAUGCGUUCGAAGAGAACAGAAAGGCUCAUUGGAACCAUCAACGGGUGUGUUAUUUUUCUUCCAUAUUUUUCUUGUAUGUGCCAUAUAACGAGCUGUGA